Molecule: messenger RNA, 2067 nt
Organism: Triticum turgidum subsp. durum (durum wheat)
Lineage: Eukaryota; Viridiplantae; Streptophyta; Magnoliopsida; Poales; Poaceae
Source: the annotation of a GenBank genome assembly
AUGUUUUGUCCACUCGUUUGGCUCUGCUCAGCCGGUAGCCUUCCUUCACCAAUGCCGCCAAUUAUUCUUCCUCCAACCCCGUGCGCUGCCAAUUCGACCUCCCUCCCCGCCGGCGACGCCAUUCCUCACCGGAACCGAAAGCCGACAACGCGCCGCCAACGCUGCCGCAUCAGUGUCACCACCGCGUCCUCUUCAUCGGCCUUGUCCGCCGCCCCGGCCCUCAUCGCCAACGCCCCCACGCCCCGCGCAUUCUCCGCGCUUUUCAAGGCCGCCUCAUCCUCCUCCCCCUCCCACUCCCUGGGUGCGCAGCUCCACGCGCAGGCCGUGGUGCGUGGCUUCUUGGGCGACGGGGAUAACACCAUCCUCUCCACCGCCAUCCUCAACUUCUACGCCUCAUGCCGGGAGCCCGACCUUGCGCGCCAGGUGUUCGACAGGAUGGCACGCAGGAACGCCGUCACCUGGAACGCGCUCAUCAAAGGGUACGCGCAGGCGGGCCGCCGGGACGAGGCGCUGGCGCUGUUCCGCUGCAUGAGGAGGCAUGACCGUGUCGCCCCCGACAAGUACACGUUCCCGGCGCUGCUGUCCGGCAUUGGCAGGAACCGUGGUGGCGUCUGCGUGCAAGAACUCGGGGGAGCCGUGCACGCGCAGGUAGUCAAAUCCGGGCUGGACAAGGAUCCCUUUGUGGGUGCUUCCCUCGUUUCUAUGUACGCGGCUACAGGAGCACUGGAAGAUGUGAAGGCCGUCUUUGAUGAUGUGGAUACUUUGGACCCGGUUGUCUGGUCUUCUAUGAUCUCCGCGUAUGUCAACUGCAAGGAGGAAGAAGCUGCUCUCCUUACAUUCUACAAGAUGUUGUGCCAAGAUAUUAAGCCGAGGCAGUUUGUCUACUCCAGCCUGUUUGCCAUCUGUGGGAGCAUGUCGAUGCUGGAGAUGGGCAGGCAAGUUCAUGCCCACAGCCUGAAGAACAUAACUGACAAGGAUGCCGCCAUGACAAAUGCACUUUUAACCAUGUACUCUGAUUGUGGAUGCAUUGAUGAUGCAUGGAGAGUCUUCAAUUCGAACGACGUUGUGGAUGUAAUAUCCUACAAUUCAAUGAUUUUGGCUCUUGGGCAGCAUGCACGCCCGAAAGAAGCAGUUGAACUUUUCAAGCGGAUGAAGUUUUCUGGCUUGAUACCUGAUGAGGUCACCUUACUGAAUCUUCUUUCCGCUUUCAACCAUGCUGGUCUUAUUCAUGAAGGUUUGCAUUUAUUCGAUUCCAUGUUGGAUAUGGAGGGCAUAAAACCGACGUAUCAACAUUAUGCCUGUGUUAUCGACAUGCUGGCUCGAUCAGGAGAAAUCGAGGAAUCCAUGAAAACAAUUAAGGAAAUGCCCUUUGAAGCUGAAACAUCCUUAUGGAGGAUUGUUCUUGGUGCUUGUAGCAAACACGGUGACAUUGAAACGGGCAUCAAGAUUGCAGAAAUGCUGUUUGAGAUGGAACCUUAUGAGCCAACAAAUUAUAUACUACUUGGUAACAUCUGUGCAAGAUUAGGAAGGUGGACAGAAGCAGAAAAGGUUAGAAGUUUGAUGGAAAAGAGAGGUAUAGAUGGGGAUGAUGCCUUUAGUUGGAUCGAAAUGGGCCAAACGACACAUAGAUUUGGUGUUGAUGACCGUUCACACCCCAUCUCCGAGGAGAUAUAUAGGAAUUUGGAUAGGUUGAUAGGUAGUAUCAAGGCUGCAGGUUAUGUGCCUGAUACCAGUUUUGCCACACACAGCACAGAAAAAGACAGAAGAGAAGAAUCACUACGUUAUCACUGCGAAAAGCUGGCCUUUGCUUUUGGGGAUUUGGCUUCUCCUUCUGGAGACACACUCCGCAUCAUGAAGAACCUCCGUGUUUGUGGUGAUUGCCAUUCUGCAUACAAAUACUUCUCCCUCGUCACAGGAAGAAAAAUAGUACUGAGAGACAACCACAGUGCUAUAUUUGUUGUUGCCCAAAAAUGUUUAAAGCUCCAAGCUUUACAUCCCCAACGAUUUCUUUACCCAAGGUACAUAAUUUUUUCCAUGGUAAUUAGUAAUGUCCUUUUUAUUUAUUAA